This is a messenger RNA of Colossoma macropomum (tambaqui), 6282 nucleotides long. It is a transcript of the gene specc1la, whose product is annotated as sperm antigen with calponin homology and coiled-coil domains 1-like a. Gene Ontology annotation, molecular function: protein binding. The transcript has 15 exons. Gene Ontology annotation, cellular component: filamentous actin; microtubule organizing center. NCBI's taxonomy places the organism in Eukaryota, Metazoa, Chordata, Actinopteri, Characiformes, Serrasalmidae. Gene Ontology annotation, biological process: actin cytoskeleton organization. Bases 1185 to 3833 code for a protein of 882 amino acids. The record is from RefSeq and is a predicted model, not a curated record.
AGAUCAAGAGAAGAUCUCAUUUAGAAUAUUUCUUUCCUCUGAGUGAUGUUCCUUCCAGAGGCAGUUUGGAGUGAUCCAAUGGCAGCCAUGCUCUGUGAGUUUGCAUGGUCUGCUGCUUCGUGGGUGGGCUGUUGUUACUCCUAGAUGCCUCCAUUUCACAAUAAUAGCACUUAAAUUUGACAGGGUAGAUCUAGCAGGGCUGACAUUUCAUGAACUGACUUUUGGAAAACGUAGCUUCUUAUGACAGUGCCACAUUUAAAGUCACUGAACUCUUCAGUAUGACUCAUUCUACCAUCACUGCAAUAGUUAUGUGCUUGAUUUUAUAUACCUGUUAGCAGUGGGUGUACCUGAAACACUUGAACUCAGUAACUAGGAGGGAUGUCCACAUACGUUUCACAAUGCAGUGCAGGUGACUAUAUUUUUAUAAACAAAUGCAUGGAAUGUAUGUAAGCAUAAGUACGGCUUAUAAAUGGAGCUUGCAUACAUAUGAAGUAUCAAUGUCUAAACAAACAUUUAAACUGUUGAUGUAGAAUUGUUAAUCCCUAGUUUUUUUUCUAUCAUUCUUGUCCAACAGUUCAAAAGCAGUGAUGAUCUACUAUCUGCUAUGGCUGGAGGCACAGCAGGGAACAGCAGCAGUGUUGCCAGAAACAGAAAGAGUACUCUGGCAGGCACAAAUAACACCGAGAACAAGGCCAAGACUCUCUCAGGCUCUUUUGCUAAACGUGCCUCCUCAGCAACAUCUAAAGAGCCAAGUUCAUGUCGUGAUCGUUUACGCAGCUCUAGAACAUCCAGCAGCAAGAAGCUGUCUUGCGCAGGCUCAGCUGAUGGGGCUCUUCCCAAGCGCUGUUGCAGUCAGGCCCAGGUGUUAGACUCGGAGAGUCGCAUAAACAAAUCCAAGUCUGACAGGCUUCAUGGUGACAAGUUGGCCCUGGAGGCCAAAAUGAAGGACCUUUUAGGUCUUGCUAAGAGCAAAGACUUGGAAAUUCUGCAGUUACGGAUUGAGCUACGAAAUAUGAGGAUCCAACUGGGACUGCCUGAGGAGGAAGAGGUGGGACAAGAAGCCACCAGAGCGUGAGACAACAGCAUUGAUCACGGCAGCGGGUGUGGAGUCCAAACUGCUUCUCCUGCAGGAACAAAACCAAGCAAUUUGUGGAGAACUGAAUUUCCUAAAGAAUGAGAACCGCAUGCUCAAGGACCGUCUCAAUGCCCUAGGCUUCUCUCUGGAGCAGAGAUUGGAUGGGUCUGAAAAGCUGUUCAGCUAUCCUUCCAGUCCUGAACCAUCAUCUUCAGUGGGUGCUGGAAGGCAUGGAGACUGUGGUGCUACCUUGGCAUCAUCAACAGAAUGUUCUGCACCAGGUUCCAUGGAAGACCUUUUAACCAGCGGCCAGCGUAGUGGCUCUACAGACAACCUGGAUAGUGAGUCGAGUGAGAUGUACCAGGCGGUCACCUCCAGCGAUGAUGCCUUGGAAGCCCCAUCUGGUUGCGGUUCAUCUUGUUCCUCUGAGUCUGAGGGUGGAGCCCCAGGAAGUUGUGACCACUCCUGUAAAAGCAGCAGUGGCAACACCAGCGAGGUGUCUGUGGCCUGCUUGACGGAGCGCAUCCACCAAAUGGAGGAGAACCAGCACAGCACAGCUGAGGAGCUGCAGGCCACGCUCCAGGAGCUUGCCGAUCUGCAGCAGAUCACGCAGGAGUUGAAUGGUGAGAAUGAGCGACUGGGUGAAGAAAAAGUGCUGCUCAUGGAUUCCCUUUGCCAGCAGAGUGAUAAGCUGGAGCACUGCGGCCGGCAGAUCGAGUAUUUCUGCUCACUUCUUGAUGAGCACGGUGUAGUUUAUGCUGUUGACGAAGACAUUAAGAGUGGCCGCUACCUAGAGCUGGAGCAGCGUUACGUGGAGCUGGCUGAAAAUGCACGAUUUGAUCGCGAGCAGCUCCUGGGCGUGCAGCAGCACCUGAGCAACACUCUGAAGAUGGCUGAGCAGGACAAUGCAGAAGCACAGGAUGUAAUUGCUGCUCUAAAAGAGCGCAACCACCACAUGGAGAGGCUAGUGGAGACAGAGCGCCAGGAGCGCGCUUGCAUAGCUGCUGUGCUGGAGGAAUGCAGAGCAAAAGUGGGCAGCAAUCAGGCUGAGCUGAACCGUUGCAGGGCCUUGCUAGAGCAGGAGAGACAAAAAGUAGCUGAGCUCUAUUCCAUUCAUAAUGCUGGAGAUACGAGUAAUAUCCGGCAGCUGCUGGAGAGAGUCAGGCUGGAUAAAGAAGAUGCUGAGGACAAGGCCACCAAGCUGCAGGAUGAACUGGGACACGCAUGUGCUGAGGUGAUCCGACUGCAGGACACCCUCAAAAAGUUGGAUGUAGAAUACAGGAACUUUCAGAGUGAGGUUCAGAUGGAGCUGGUGGAACAGAAGCGAGCUGUAGAGAAGCAACGAGGAGAUCUACAAGAGAAAGAAACAGAGAUUGCAGACAUGAAAGAUACCAUCUUUGAACUAGAAGAUGAAGUGGAGCAGCACAGAGCUGUGAAACUGCAUGACAAUCUCAUCAUCAAUGACCUGGAAAGUUCAAUGAAGAAACUGCAGGACCAGAAGCAUGACAUGGAGAGGGAGAUUAAGAUACUACACCGCAGGCUCAGAGAGGAGUCUGCAGAGUGGCGGCAGUUUCAGGCUGAUUUGCAGACAGCUGUGGUCAUUGCCAAUGACAUCAAGUCUGAAGCGCAGGAGGAGAUAGGUGACCUGCGACGUCGCCUGCAAGAGGCCCAAGAGAAGAAUGACAAACUCUGCAAAGAGCUGGACGAGGUUAAAAACCAAAAACAGGAUGAAGAGCGUGGCCGUGUGUAUAACUAUAUGAAUGCCGUGGAGCGGGAUCUGGCUGCAUUGAGGCAAGGCAUGGGGCUAAGUCAGCGUUCCUCCACCUCCUCUGAGCCCUCACCUACAGUCAAAACUCUUAUCAAGAGCUUCGACAGUGCCUCCCAAGGCCCAGGUAUGAAUGCUUCAGCAGCUGCUGUUGCUGCUGCUGCUGCUGCCGCUGCUGCUGCUGCUGCUGUAACCACGGUGUCUGCUACAUCCUUAACACGCAAUCCUCUCAGUCCUAGCCCCCUAAAGACCCCUCCUGCGGCUGCUGUAUCACCUAUACAGAGGCAUUCCGUCACAGGCUCUCUGUCUUCUGCAAUGCCCCUUUCCUCCCUCACAGAGAAAAGACCCAGCUAUGCUGACAUCAGCAUGUCAGGUGAGCAUCUACUUCGAGCAGCCAGUGGGAGUCGUCCUGCCUCUGUUCUCCAAAGAGUCUCCAAUCUGGACUCUUCGAAAGCCAUUUCAGUCUCUAGAAGGAGCAGUGAGGAGGCGAAGAAGGAUCUAAAUGUUCUAGACAGUGGGCCCAGCCCCUCUCUAAUGACCAUAAGUUCUGCAGUGUCUUCUCUUUCCCUGCCCUCCUCAUCCCCGACAGCCUCUGUCACUCCUACAGCACGUAGUCGCCUACGAGAGGAGAGGAAGGAUCCUUUGUCAGCCCUGGCCCGAGAGUAUGGUGGCUCCAAGAGGAAUGCACUACUAAAAUGGUGUCAGAAAAAGACAGAAGGUUAUCAGAACAUUGAUAUAACCAACUUCAGCAGCAGCUGGAAUGAUGGACUGGCCUUCUGUGCUGUUCUUCACACAUACCUACCAGCUCAUAUACCAUAUCAGGAACUCACUAGCCUGGACAAGAGACGUAACUUCUCUCUGGCUUUCCAGGCAGCUGAAAGCGUAGGAAUCAAGUCCACUUUGGAUAUCAAUGAAAUGGUCCAUACCGAAAGACCAGACUGGCAAUGUGUAAUGACGUAUGUCACUGCUAUAUACAAGUACUUUGAGACCUGAGAACAUCGCUUUAUCUGACCAAGCCACUCUGGUCACUGUCUCUGACCAAGGUUUUCCAACCAAAACCACCCCUCACACUUGUAACUUCAAAAAUAAGGAACUGAGUUGAUCAAAAAACUACAUACUGUCCUGUUUUAUUAGUUUGCCAUUUCUUCAUUGGUCCUGUGUAGGUUCCUCAGUUUGGGUGACAUGAGAUGGAUUCAAACUACAGAGACUGUGAGGAACCUGAGUAGCCUUUGUGCCUUCUCCUUUUUUCCUUCUUAGCUUUAGACACAGUCAAAUGCAGUGUGGAAAUUAGCAAGUCAAACCUUAAAGUGCUUCGAGCUUAAUAAGGGCUUAGGACGAAAGACCAAAAUGAUCCAGAGCAGAACUGGGAUUGUGAACCACUGAUCAGCCAUAAAAGUAUUGGCAUUUUUGUUUGCUGUAGGGUGUUUGGUAAUCUACAUAGACACCAACUGAUCUAGUGUUUCUUCUGAAAUCAAGCAGCCCACUCGCAACCCUACCCACACCCCUUUUGCUGUAGUAAUAGCUUCUACUCUUCAAGAAUGGCUUUACACUACAUGUAGGAACACUGCUAAUUUUUUAAUUUUUUAAAAACUUUUUAGAUGUUCAUAUUCAAUUUUACAUUAUAAUAUAAUAAUAAAGUACAGUACGACGUUCUUUUAUUCAUUUUUGGAAACAUGAAUAGCGCUUAUAACCCAGUAGCCAAUUAUUGUGAAAAUUCAUAGGUUAGUAGACAGUCCCUAGCUUUACGUACUAUUCAAGUAAUGUGAUGAUUGGCCAGGGCUAAACCUGUAAAAUUCCUGGUGAUAUGUGAUUGGCCAAUAGUGGCAGUGUUUUUCCAAUUAUUGAGCCAUCAUUUGAAACCCUAUUAUAACCUAGCUUAUGAAUUGGAGAAGUGGUUGUUCAGAAACAGUAAUUUGUGUUUUUGCUACCGCAAAUAUCAGAAGAAGAAUUAUAAUAAGAAAAAUUCUAACAAAAAAGUUAGAGGUCCAGCAACGUGCGCUUGGACUUCUAAUGAAGUACACAUUUAUUUUCUGGCCAAAAUAAAACAUUGGUGUGUACAGAAAGGCAUUAAAAGCACAGUGUGUUGUUUUCCUUUUACCGAUUAUGAGGUAACAAAUAACAGUUCCCUCUGCUGGAUGUUUGCAAUCAAUUUCCUGUAGCAUUCUUCAAGCCCUAAUAGAUGUGUGUCGCUAUUUUGUAGUCCCAAAGCCCAAAAUAAGAAACUCCAGGUCUAGGCUCAUUUUGCCUAUGGGAAAAAUUAAUGGUAUUUUUAAAAAAACUGUCUCACCUUGUGAUAAACAAAAAAGUUUCAAACUUGAUUUGUUUUGCCAUAUGUAUGUUUCACACAAAUGUCAUUGGGUCCUCUGAAUUAUGAGGUCGUUAAUUUACAUGCAAGCUAACACUUGUGCGCUUGAAUUGGGAUUAUAAAGCCCAUUGUAGACUAUGCAAUAACAGUGGUCUUGUAUGUAUAUUGCAGGGCACACUGCACACGAUUUUGUAAAUUAAAUCUUGGCCAUAUUCUGUGGCAGACUGUACAAAGUCACAUGCAGCAAGUCAGAUCAUAAGAUAAAGAUUUUGGAAAGAAACUUUUAUGCUGAAAAAUGAGGUUAUCCAUAAAAAAAUGCCUUUGCAUAAUAAUGACAAUGUUUUUCACUAAGGCACUACAUUGACCGCUGUGGAGCAUAUCUCAUUAAACAUUAAAAGUCCACAGGUUUUAACUUGCAGUUAACAUCUUUUUUGAUUAUAGAGUGUACCAGUGCCUUAAGUAUGGAAACAAUGUUAAAAUACCCAAUACAAACCAUAAAGCUUUGUCUAGUGUGGUAGUUGGGUGGCUUGGGCAGUAGUAGCCUGCAAUUUAAGUAGCUGUUGAUUCCUCACCUGCAUGAUAAAGGUCAGUUCAUGCAAAUGAGGUUUGCACAGCGUUGUAUAGCGAGAAGCUCCAUGGUGGUCAAACUGGUCCAGAAGGAUCUAUCUAUCUAUCUAUCUAUCUAUCUAUGUAUCUAUCUAUCUAUCUAUCUAUCUAUCUUAUUUUUAACAUUUCUGUUGAAAUAUAUACAUGUAGUUCUGAAUACAGAGCUUGGUGUAUUAUUAUUUCAAUACUGUGCAUUCUGUGUAUUUUCAAAAAUAAUUUACAUUGCACCUAAAUCUAAUCAAAUCUGUGUGAAAUUUGCGAUUUCAUAGUGCAUUGAAUUGUUUCCUAAAAAUAAUAAUUGAGCCAUUGUGAUAUUUUAGAGGCUUCCAUCCCUGAUCAUUGCAUUUUAUUACUGCAUGGCAAAUUCAGUUCUGGCUUAAACACUGAUUCCAAACAUUUGUGCAGCAGUGUAUACAUUAUAAGGUCACAGUAAAGAUAUUGUGUAAUGUACUAUGUAUUUGAAAAGCUCAUAUUGUCCCAUAGUGGAAUACUGUUCUCUCAACUUGUCUCAAUAAAUUUGAAAUUUUUGAA